AACAAUGAAAAAAAACUCAACAGUUCUACAGAAUUCGUUAAGCGUGUGUUUGCCUAUUAAUUAAAAAAAAACAAUGCAGAUUUUAGGACUUUGUGUGGCCUUGUGCCUUUUAGCUGGAGCUUAUUGUUUUUGUACUUCAAAUGUUCCUCCCACUAUGCCCUGUAAUGUUGCUUACAGAUGUUCCGAUGAAGAAAUACCAGUUUGGGCAACAAGUGAUGGUAUUUUCUGUAAAGUCUUCCGGAACAUGUGCUAUAUGUCAAGUGUAAACUGUGAUCGCUUGAAUAAUAAUGAAACUGAAUACAGAGAAAUAAGUCAAGCAAAAUGUCAGGAAUUAUGUAAAGAGAUGGUGUGUAUGGCACUUUUUCAACCUGUUUGUGGGUCAUAUAAUGGUAAAUUUAUGACAUUCGGGAAUGAGUGUGAGAUGGAAAGACAUAUUUGUACAACUGGAGAAUCUUACAGCCUUUAUAAAUUGGAAGCGUGUCCAAUAUAGGCAUUUUUGAACAAUUAAUAGGCAAAGCAUCUC
Messenger RNA from Eupeodes corollae, 523 nucleotides. Its product is annotated as U-Kazal-Dg21.2-like. NCBI's taxonomy places the organism in Eukaryota, Metazoa, Arthropoda, Insecta, Diptera, Syrphidae. The record is from RefSeq and is a predicted model, not a curated record. The transcript is spliced from 4 exons. The coding region runs from base 74 to 490 and encodes 138 amino acids. Gene Ontology annotation, molecular function: protein binding.